Uloborus diversus is the source of this 1721-nucleotide messenger RNA. RefSeq names its product sialin-like. Gene Ontology annotation, molecular function: transmembrane transporter activity. The transcript is spliced from 10 exons. NCBI's taxonomy places the organism in Eukaryota, Metazoa, Arthropoda, Arachnida, Araneae, Uloboridae. The record is from RefSeq and is a predicted model, not a curated record. The coding region runs from base 84 to 1721 and encodes 545 amino acids. Gene Ontology annotation, biological process: transmembrane transport; monoatomic anion transport.
CCGACCCAACAGCUGUCGCUUCCAAAACAAUGGAUCCCAUCCCGAUAUCUCCUCGAUAAGGGUUCCAAAAAAAGAAGAACACAAUGGAGGCGGCCCCGGACUUUGAUGCGGGGGAAGUGGCGCGAACGGUGGCUCUCGCCGUUUCGAAUCUGCACAACAGGUCUCAGUCGUCUGACAGCGGUAAUGACGAGACCCCCCUCGUGAGGGACAAGAGACGACAGAACAACGCCAUGAGCAUCAACGCCGAUUUCGACCCGGACGAUAAGGACAACCUCAUACACACCUCCAAAUGGAGAAGGUAUGUUCCCAUGCGACACGUGUUGUCUUUCCUGGGAUUCCUCGGCUUCUGCAACGUUUAUGCCCUUCGGGUAAACCUGAGCGUGGCACUGGUGGCUAUGAUCAACGAGACUGCCAUCUAUGCCAACAAGACUCACUCCUACGAAUGUGGUGGUAACGUCACCGAUGUGGAUCUCAAGGAAGGGGAGUUUGAUUGGUCGCCCAGCACCCAGGCCAACAUCCUGGGCUCUUUCUUCUACGGCUACCUGGUGACCCAAGUCCCGGGGGGCAGGCUGGCCGAGAGGUUCGGGGGCAAGUGGCUGUUCGGGGGAGGGGUCCUCUGCACCUCCCUCCUCACCCUCCUCACCCCCCUGGCCGCCAGGGCGGGGGUGGCCCCCCUCAUCGCCCUCAGGGUGCUCGAGGGGCUGGGAGAGGGUGUGACUUUCCCGGCCAUGCAUGCCAUCAUCGGGGUGUGGCUCCCCCGCCUGGAAAGGAGCUCCCUCGCCACCCUCAUCUACAGCGGGGCCCAGAUAGGCACCGUGGUGGCCAUGCCCCUCUCCGGAAUACUCUGCGAUUCCCAAUUCCUGGGGGGAUGGCCCUCCGUAUUCUACGUAUUCGGUUUCUUGGGCUGCCUCUGGUUCGUACUCUGGGCUUUCUUGAUCUACGAGACCCCCGAGAAGCACCCCUACAUUUCCAAGACCGAACUUCUGCUCAUCCAGAGUGGCAGGACUGAAGAUAUUUCAAAGGGCAAGAACAUUCCGUGGAGGGCCAUCUUGUGCUCUGUUCCUGUGUGGACCCUGAUGGUGACUCAUUUCGGCCAGAACUGGGGAUUCUACACGUUCUUGACGGAACUACCCACCUACCUGUCCACCAUUCUGCACUACAAGAUGGGCAACACGGGCUUCCUCUCUGCCCUCCCCUACCUGUUGCAGGCCAUCGUGGGGUGGUCCACGGGAUUCGUGGCUGACCGAUUGCGCCAGAGGCAGGUCCUCAGCAUCAGCGCAAUCCGAAAAGUGAUGAACACCAUCGGGUUCUUUGGCCCCGCCCUCUGUCUGGUGGGCGUGGUGCUGGUUGGCUGCAACCACUUCUGGGGCGUGUUCUUCCUGACUCUGGCCAUGGGCUUCAAUGGCUGCACCUACUCUGGCUACAUGGUGACUCAUGUGGACAUGGCCCCCCACCUGGCAGGAACCUUGAUGGGUAUGACCAAUGCGUUUGCCACCUUGACUGGAUUCCUUGCUCCCCUGGCAGUGGGAAAACUCACCGACGACAACCAAACGUUGGGCCAGUGGCACAUCGUCUUCUUCAUCGCCAUUUUCAUCUAUUUCCUGACGGGAACGCUGUUCAUCGCCUGCGGUUCCGCCAAGCCCCAGAAGUGGGGGGAGGAAGAGAGGGAGGGGCACCACCCCCCUUCCAGAGCAGAGAAAACCAGCGACUUGACCAAAUGA